Molecule: messenger RNA, 502 nt
Organism: Neurospora tetrasperma FGSC 2508
Lineage: Eukaryota; Fungi; Ascomycota; Sordariomycetes; Sordariales; Sordariaceae
Exons: 1
Coding region: 187-483 (98 amino acids)
Source: RefSeq, a predicted model, not a curated record
UGGAUGAUACAUAAUAUGGUAGAUGGAGAGGUGAGGAAAGGAAGGUGGAGGCAGAUCAAUAAGGAAGGAAGAAGAGACCUAGAUAGACAGAGAAACGGAACUCAACACAGGAUAGGUAAUAGCACCGAUACGCGCCAGGGAUGGGAAUACGAAAUGGAAAGGAAAAGGAAAAGGUGACGGGACUUAAUGGACAGGACCACCCGAGGAAGGAAAAAAAAAAAGCAAAAAGGAAAGGAAAAAGGGAAUGUCAAAAGGACCUGGCGUUGCGUUUCGGUGUAUACAUACAUACAUACAUACACUAGCUAUUACUUCAUCCAGGAGUUCGGAUAUUUCCGCGGGUUUCUUCUUUACUGCUGUCAUUUUCCUAUCGUUCUUCUGGUGUUCAUAUGGCGGGCUCGGCUCGGUUCGGGAGACAAGGCAGGCGGAGAGGAAAUGGGAUGCAAACGGUGGUCACAAGGUCUAGACUUCCACUUGCGGUGUUAGACAGACAGACACAGUUCAG